Messenger RNA from Thamnophis elegans (Western terrestrial garter snake), 2532 nucleotides. It is a transcript of the gene SLC23A3, whose product is annotated as solute carrier family 23 member 3. Gene Ontology annotation, biological process: transmembrane transport. The coding region runs from base 53 to 2197 and encodes 714 amino acids. NCBI's taxonomy places the organism in Eukaryota, Metazoa, Chordata, Lepidosauria, Squamata, Natricidae. The record is from RefSeq and is a predicted model, not a curated record. Gene Ontology annotation, cellular component: membrane. The transcript is spliced from 12 exons. Gene Ontology annotation, molecular function: transmembrane transporter activity.
AGCAAAUAUCAAAAAAUGCUUCUCUCCUUUGCUUCUCCUUUUAUCCUGGCUCAUGCAUGUCUUACCCUCCCAAUACAGGAGGCCUGUUACUUGGCCAGACAAGUUAAUAGCUAAUGGACUGAAGAAUUGUGGCCUGGAAGGGCCAAAGGUGGAAGUUCAGACCCAAAUAGCCAAUAAAAUGAACAAAUCAAAGGAAAGGGAGGAGCUGGAAAGAAUCUCUCCUGUUGCUAGGUCACUUUUUAGACUGGAGUGCAACAUUAAGGGAAGGGAAGAAGUCAGCAGCAUGAGCAAAGCCAGCAGAGCUUCCCAAAGCAUCCUGUCCCUUGUUCAAAUAGGGACCAAAUGGCCUUCCUGGCCUAUAAGUUGCUUAUUGGCUUUGCAGCAUCUCCUGGUCCAGGUGUCUUUUCUCUGCGUGUUUCAUUUUCUCUUCAUUGCCAAACUGCCCAUGGAACAACUGAAGGAAACUCCAUCUUGGGAUGGACUUCUAGCACACAAUCUCUUUGCCUGUGGCAUCUCCACAGCCAUUCAAUGUACUCUGGGUACCAGAUUGCCUCUGGUGCAGGCUCCAUCUUUUGAAUUCCUUAUCCCAGCCAUGGUACUGACUCAGCAGAUGGCUCCUGUUCAUCAAUCAAAAGAAAACAGCACUGAGGCUCCUGAAAUAUGUGCUGGGCUAGGCUGUGAAAACACAAGAAACCCAAUGCAAUUAUUCCAUGAGAUAUCUGGUGCAGUACUAGUCUCUGGUGUAGUACAGAUGCUGUUGGGAGUGUCUGGAGCCUGCGGAUGGAUUGUCCAUCAUUGUGGCCCCAUGGUCCUGGCCCCGAGCCUUUCUGUGAUUGGACUUUCAGCUUACAAGCCUGCUGCUCUUCUCUGUUCUGAGAACUGGAUAAUCGCUGUGCUGCUUGUUUUGCUGUGUAUUUUGACUUCCCAGCACCUGGCUUCUUGUCGACGGCCUCACUGCCAGUGGAGCCAAACAAAGGGACUUUCUGUAACAUUUGAUGAUCCAGCCCUGCACAUGUUUUCGGUUCUGCUGCCCUUCUCCAGCAUCUGGGUUAUCUAUGGGAUUCUUAGACCUGCUGCAAUCCCUUGGGACAGUUUGCAUCCUUCCACACAACGACUUAACCUCAGUAACAGCACUCUGCAGUCUCCAUGGUUCAAAAUACCUUAUCCAGGUGAGCAGGGCUGGCCAGUGCUUAGCACCUAUGCAGUUGGUAUUGGUGCUGCCAUGGGGGUCACUGCAAGUGUGAACUCCAUAGGCUGUUAUCUGCUGUGCAGCAAAGCCCUAAAGAAUCCACCCCCACAGCGGCAUUCAUGUAACAGAGGACUCUGUGCUGAGGGCCUUGGUAGUCUCCUGUCAGCCAUGCUGGGAAGCAUGUCUGGAACUGCCUCCAGUAUGUCCAACACCUGUGCCAGCAGCCUGACUCAGGCUACCUCGUUUCGCUCAGUGUGGAUUGGGGCAUUGGCAUGCGUAGUGUUGGGCCUCUCUCCCCGUCUUAUGGGAUUUCUUGCCACCAUCCCUCUUGGAAUUCAUGGAGGAGUGCUUUGCGUAACAUACAGUGUAGCUGUGGGCACUGGUGUCUCCUACUUCCAAUACACAGAUAUUGAUUCGGGCAGGAAUAUCUUCAUUGUGGGCUUCACCAUGUUCAUGGGACUUCUGGUUCCAAAGUGGCUGUUUGGAGCACCUGAAUCCCUUACCACAGGCUAUAUCCCAUUAGACCUCUUUCUGCUUUCUUUGUUGAUGGUUCCUUCUUUUAUAACUGGAUUCCUAUCCUUCUUCUUAGAAAACACAGUCUCAGGUACUCUGCAAGAGCGUGGACUACUCAACCCUUUGUCAACAAGAAAUCUAGAAACUGAAAGCAACUCACUUCAACACAGAAAGGAGGAAGAUUCUACACAAAGAUGUAAACUAUCUUUAAACCCACAAAGGCAUUUGGCGCCAUCAUUGUGUAAAGGGUUUCCUUUCUGUCUUCUCUGUCCCCCCGAGAAAAGUGAACAGGAAACUAUGAAUCAUUAUCCGUUGUUCAAAGAACUGCACCAUUUAGAUGAAGAAACCACAGAUCUACUGGUGAAAAGGGAAACAGUGAAACUGGAGUCAGAAAUUGAGCUGGAAACAGAGAAGGAAUUUAAAAUUAUACAAGGGAAUGUGGAGAAUCAUAAGCAUGAUCGAUCAAUGGCCCAUGAGAUAAUUCCUCUCUGUUGAUUUGAAAAAAAAAUCCUUUUUCCUAUAAAAAAAAUAUUCUACAAAGACUAUAUAAAUUACUUUGAAAUUUCAAACAUUUUGUUUGCAAACUACCUUGGAGAUAAAAAUAAUGUGACAAUCUUUGUUAAACAUGUAUUUUAAAAUUCUUCCUUGAGCAUUUAUUUGCCUGAGAUAUUUGUUCAUUUAUUUCCAUCUCCCCAACUUCCAUUAAGAGAUUUUAUUUUUUCCGCUUGGGUGAAUAGGGUUAUUCCACAGUGGACAGUGUGUGCACAGUGUGCAACCUAGACCAGAAUUCUGAGCCCAAUUACAUUAAACUGCUUGUACUGGAUAAUGAA